Molecule: messenger RNA, 430 nt
Organism: Rhizophagus irregularis DAOM 181602=DAOM 197198
Lineage: Eukaryota; Fungi; Glomeromycota; Glomeromycetes; Glomerales; Glomeraceae
Source: RefSeq, a predicted model, not a curated record
UCUUAAUUAUCUUUUAAUCGAUAUAUAUGGUAAUAAUAAUUUCUAUUAUUCUCCAAAUGAUAAUAUUGAAGGUAGUUCAAAUAUAUUACAAAAUCUAGGACAAGCUCUUCCUUCUAAAUUAGAAUAUUUAAGUUUGACUCUUACUAUUAAAGAAAGUGAUUUUAGAGUGUUCUUAGAAAGUUCUCAAGGUAUUUUUAUCAAUAAAUUAUUAAUAAUGCAAAUAGGUAGCGAUGAUAUUUUACAUUAUAUAAAAAAAUAUAUUAUGAAUGAAAGAAGAGUAAAGUAUUUGGCAAUUAAAAAUAUUGAAUGUAGAAUAGAUUUAUUUGAUUUGAAAGAUGAAGUGAAGGAAUUUAAGUUACAUAAUAUUAUAGUUCGAAGUUAUAAUGAUUUAUAUAUUUGCGUUAAUAACUAUAUAAAAAAUAUUGAUUAG